Messenger RNA from Pelobates fuscus (common spadefoot toad), 1699 nucleotides. It is a transcript of the gene SNPH, whose product is annotated as syntaphilin. The transcript is spliced from 5 exons. Bases 47 to 1423 code for a protein of 458 amino acids. The record is from RefSeq and is a predicted model, not a curated record. NCBI's taxonomy places the organism in Eukaryota, Metazoa, Chordata, Amphibia, Anura, Pelobatidae. Gene Ontology annotation, cellular component: mitochondrion; cytoplasmic microtubule. Gene Ontology annotation, biological process: neuron differentiation.
GGGGGGGUACGGGUAACAUUGGGCGUGCAGCGUGCUCCUGGGGGAUAUGGGAUGCUAUAGACACCUACCUAGUACCAUAAGUACCCAACCGGGAGCCGCCCCCCGUGAUGGGGCUGGAGAGAUGGAGUGGGGUGCUCUGUGCCGUCCGCUGGUGCCUCCUUGCUGCACUGCUCCCAUGUCUGUACCUGGAGGCAGAAGGUCCUCAGUCGGCUCUCGGAGACGUGCCUCUCCACCAGUAUCCAUGAGGGAAAUGUAUGGGACGUCGUCGGUCAGCAGCAGUAACUCCGGUUCCUGCAAAGGAGGUGACAGCAGCCCAUCUGCACGACGGACCACUAAGUACAGUUUGUGCAGCGAGAAUCAUGGAAUCAAACCUCCAACCCCGGAACAAUAUCUCACCCCCCUUCAGCAGAAGGAGGUCUGCAUCCGUCACCUGCGGGCACGGCUCAAGGACAUGCAAGAUGCUCUGCAUGAAAGAGACUCCGAAGUGGAUGAACUGAGGUCCCAGCUUAGCCGAAUGCAGGAAGAUUGGAUUGAGGAGGAAUGCCACCGCGUGGAGGCACAGCUAGCGUUGAAGGCUGCUCAACGGGAGAUCCAGCAGCUUCGAGAAGUCAUGGAGAGCGUGAGAAGCCGUCUGGGUGACAAUGACCUGGGAGUCCAGAGAUAUUUUGCGGACAUCACUUUACAGAACCGAAAGCUGGAGACGUUACUGCAGAAUAUGGAGCUGGCACAGAAUGGAGCUCCGCGUGGAGCAGAGGGUGGAGAAUCUGCAGGAGACUCACCAGCCCGCUCCCUCACCCGCAGUUCAACUUACACCAAACUGAGUGAGCCUGCUGCAGGUGAGCACCAAUCUCAGGACAUGGGUGACAGUGGAUACGCAGCUCCUGAUGACAGCAGUGCAGUGUCCUCUGGGACAGAGUUUUGUCUUGGCGAGGUUCCCAUUUGCUUGAAAGAGCAGCAGCCUCCCAUGUGCGUUGAAGCUGGGGUGCAAGCCAGCAGUGUCAGUGACUGUGCAGUGCAGACAGACGAGGCUCUAGUGACCCCAGAAUCUGAUAUAAUUAUAGAGAAGGUUCUUCAGUCUCAUGCAGCCAGUAGCCCGACUGCUUGGACCCCUACAGAGCAAGAACCCUUGGAUGCUGACACCAGCUGCGUGGUACUAGUCACAGAUGGAAACUCUAUAGAGGAGUCUGCUGCUGAGGAACCAGAUGCUCCCCUUAGUUACUGGAGCCGGCACUUUGUAGUGGACCUGCUGGCUGUCUUGAUUCCCGUGGUACCCACUGUUGCUUGGCUGUGCCGUGCUCAGAGGCGCCAGGGUCAGCCUGUGUACAAUAUCAGCUCCCUGAUGCGUGGAUGCUGCUCUGUCGCUCUACACUCCAUCCGUAAGAUCAGCUGCCGGCCAGUCAGUGCCUCCAACAAUCAGCCCUAAACCCCCACUUGCUGUCAGACUUGCAUAUUGUGGGUGAUUGACCUGGUCUGCGCUGCUCAGAAAUGGCCUUCGGGCAACAGUUUUGGUUUGAUGGGAGGUGAUAAGGGGUAGGGUCUACUCAGGGUCAGCUCUAUCAUACUCGGCUCAGACCUGGCAGAGAAGGGGUUACAGCACUGGGGUUAAAUUGGGUAUUAGUCUGUUAUUGGGAGGGGCUACCUGUGGUCACAUGACAAACCUCAAUUUGUGGGAGGAUUUGUGUUUAAAAAGCCAACCUAA